AUGAGUGACGACGAUCUCGAUGAUAGCCCAGGGCAGAUGCCAUCUUCUUCAGCAGCACAUGCUUAUUAUGAUGAAGAGGUUGUUGAUGUUGAACCGACAAUUGUUAGCCUAUUGGCUUCACUGAAUUUGGAAGAAGUUCGGCAUCGACGAACAAGUGACGAGGACGAUGAUUUGCUCCGAAUAACCCAUCAACGAAUACAUGCUGUCAUCAUGCAGGACCAAGAUGAUGCAAGAAGGCGGCGUCUACGAAGGGCAUUGCCACCGUCAAAUUGUGUGCGCGAGCAGAUUUUCUAUCUACGACGGCUUCCUCAUAACUCAGUGCCAGCUCCAUCAUACUAUCCGAGAUUGUUUAGCGCUCUGGAUUGUAUUGUAAAGGAAUCGUUCGAUGAAGAAUACCGGAAAGUAGCUAUUAUUCUGGGCCUUGUCGAAAGUUUGGCCGAGUUGCUGGUCCUAGAACUGACCGUGUUCGAGUUCCCCCCUCGGAACGAACAUCGCUCGCUUCGAAAGCUGAUUGCCAAUGCCCUCACCAAUCUGACAUAUGGUCAUGCAGCGAGUAAACGUCGUCUGUGUUUCUACUCAGGAUUCAUACCGACAGUUGUAAGAAUACUGAACGAAGCAAGGAAUUUGGCGCAGGUUAUGCGCGGCUGUGAGGCGUUCGUUUUCUUGUCGUCGCCAUCGUUCUCGGCGAUAUUGUUGUUUACAAGGCGGGGAGAAAGGGGCUAG
This is a messenger RNA of Cooperia oncophora, 723 nucleotides long. The record is from the annotation of a GenBank genome assembly. Lineage: Eukaryota; Metazoa; Nematoda; Chromadorea; Rhabditida; Trichostrongylidae.